CCGACCUCCGACGGCACCUCUUGUAGAUCCCCCCCCCCGUAGCCCGUGUAAAAUCCUUAAAAGGUAGAUAGGUGGGACUGAUGCCUUUCCCUUCCGAGUCGGAUGUCCGACCUAUCCCACAAGAUCUCCGACGGUCCGCUGCGAUUUCUGCUCCGAGUCUAAACAAGCUCCCUCUGCCAUCAUUAAACAAAAAUCCAUCCGUGAACAUGCUCAAAAUCCUCUUCCGUCGAGGCUUUUCCACCAGCGGUGGUGCCCUGGCCGUAACAACGGGGACAUAUCUCUACACUACCUGGGAUGUCCAGGCGGUUCCGAUAUCGAAUUCAUCAGACCCGAUCUUCCAGAACAAGCAUUACAGAAAAUGCAACCCGAACGAUAACCCUACCGUGCAUGAUUUGCAUAUUUUGAAAGUCCCUUUUUCGCAGAUCGAACCGGCGCUGUUGGAGAAUCAGGAGAGAUUAGUUGAACGGUAUUGUGGUGGUGUGUGGGGAGGUUUUGGAUUCAAAACCCAACGUACCCUCCUAAAAUACUUCACCACCACGGAUGGCCAUCUCUGGUCAAAACCAGACCUCCUCGCACUUGGGCAUACCGUGUAUUCUACUCAUGACUCCACUCCUUGGACGAUACAAUUGCUAAGCAACGGCCGGAGAUAAAUGCGGGUCUCCGAAUGGCUCGAUUUUUUCGGGCUUCGGGAGCCAAAUGUAGUCCGGUCUGUUAUUUAUACCUUGUAC
Messenger RNA from Aspergillus glaucus CBS 516.65, 728 nucleotides. RefSeq lists its product as uncharacterized. The coding region runs from base 81 to 650 and encodes 189 amino acids. Lineage: Eukaryota; Fungi; Ascomycota; Eurotiomycetes; Eurotiales; Aspergillaceae. The record is from RefSeq and is a predicted model, not a curated record. The transcript is spliced from 3 exons.